Messenger RNA from Kalmanozyma brasiliensis GHG001, 1017 nucleotides. Its product is annotated as P-loop containing nucleoside triphosphate hydrolase. NCBI's taxonomy places the organism in Eukaryota, Fungi, Basidiomycota, Ustilaginomycetes, Ustilaginales. The record is from RefSeq and is a predicted model, not a curated record. Gene Ontology annotation, molecular function: ATP-dependent polydeoxyribonucleotide 5'-hydroxyl-kinase activity; polynucleotide 3'-phosphatase activity; double-stranded DNA binding. Gene Ontology annotation, biological process: DNA repair. The coding region runs from base 1 to 1017 and encodes 338 amino acids. The transcript has a single exon.
AUGCAGGCGACACCUGUGCUCUCCGCCUCGGAGGCUGCGCCUGGCGCGACGCUCACCGGAUCCACAUUGCUUCAACAUGACACACAAGCAGCGGCAGGCUCGUCGAACCCAGCCAUAGGCGAGACCAGCAGCAAUGUUCAAGAGCAAUACCUCCUAGUCCUCUCCGGUCUCAUCGGCAGCGGCAAGUCCACCUUCGCACGCGCGCUAUGCGAGCACUUUCCCAGCUGGCGACGUUGCAAUCAAGACGAGCUAGGCGAUCGUCACGCGGUCGUCUAUGCUGCUCGCACGGCUCUCUUGGCUGGUCACAACGUCAUCAUCGACCGAACCAACAUCGACGCAAAGCAACGCAGGACCUGGCUCGAAUUGGCGCGAGAGCUCAGCACAACAUCCUCUGCGGACUUCAAUCCCACAAGCGGAGAGCCGAACGAUGGAGCAAGGAAGAUCAUCACCAUCUCUCUGACGCUCACCAUCUCCACUGGCGCCGCAGAGGAGCGGUUGCGCGUACGAUUGGACCACGAGACCAUCAAGACUCCCGAAGACGCUCUGGGGAUUCUGCCGCACUUCUUGAGAUCAUAUCAGAAGGCGAGCACGGACGAAGGCUUUCAUUACGUGCUGUCGUACCCUGCGGCGAAGAUGUCUAGGGAGCCGAGCGAGGCCGAGGUGAAGGAGAUUCUGUUGGACAGGCUCGGAACGGAGACCAGGGCGGAGGGCCUGCUGCCGGAUCGACCACCGCCAAGAGCGGGGGGUGGACGAGGUAGAGGUGGGCCAAGAGGGAGAGGCGAAUGGAGAGGGAGAGGUGGCAGGGGAGGCUCAGCGGUCUACGCACCACACCACCAGCAUCAGCCUUACCCUUCGCCGGCCGGCCAACAAGGAUGGUCGCAGAGCAAUAUUGCAGCCGAGUCAGCGAGUUUAUCGACGCAAGGCAUUUCAGCAACACCGCCAUCAUUUGCUGCUGCUGCCGCCUCGAUCCCUCCACCUUCUACUCAGUACGAAACGCAGCCUCAACCGCAGAUCUAA